Molecule: messenger RNA, 2671 nt
Organism: Haliotis rufescens (red abalone)
Lineage: Eukaryota; Metazoa; Mollusca; Gastropoda; Lepetellida; Haliotidae
Product: ras-related protein Rab-2
Exons: 8
Coding region: 80-718 (212 amino acids)
Cellular component (GO): Golgi apparatus
Molecular function (GO): GTPase activity; GTP binding
Source: RefSeq, a predicted model, not a curated record
UGAUGAUGUUACUUCCGGUGGAUUUGGUGACGUCACGUGGCGUUGACAUCAUCAACACAUUCACUACAUUUCGCCCAAGAUGUCGUACGCAUAUUUAUUCAAGUAUAUCAUUAUAGGGGACACAGGUGUUGGAAAAUCCUGCCUGUUACUGCAGUUCACAGACAAGAGGUUCCAGCCUGUGCAUGACUUGACCAUAGGUGUUGAGUUUGGUGCACGUAUGAUUACCAUCGAUGGGAAACAAAUCAAAUUGCAAAUAUGGGAUACAGCUGGUCAAGAGUCCUUCCGGUCCAUUACAAGAUCUUACUACAGAGGUGCAGCUGGUGCAUUGCUAGUCUACGACAUCACCAGACGUGAUACAUUUAACCACUUGACAACAUGGUUGGAAGAUGCCAGACAGCACUCCAACUCCAAUAUGGUCAUCAUGUUGAUAGGAAACAAAAGUGACCUUGAAGCAAGGCGAGAGGUUAAGAAGGAAGAAGGUGAAGCAUUUGCCCGGGAACAUGGCCUCAUCUUCAUGGAAACAUCUGCCAAGACAGCUGCCAAUGUAGAAGAGGCUUUCAUCAACACAGCGAAGGAAAUCUAUCAGAAAAUCCAAGAUGGUGUCUUUGAUAUUAAUAAUGAGGCAAAUGGUAUCAAGAUUGGCCCCCAGCACUCACCGACCAACCAAAGUAUGCCCUCCAGUGGCGGAGGCGGGGGACAGGGAGGCGGAUGCUGCUGAGGAAAAACACAACAUGGACAAAGCUGAUUGCCGAACGAGUAUAUUUAAGAAAGGGAGACAACACCCUAUCAUUGAGUCACCAUGGGAUGGUUGAAUCUUCGAUAAUUGUAAAAUAUUUCUGUAUGUCUGAGCCUGUAAAAUAUAUAUAGACAACUUUUGUGUUAUGCAUUUCUUUUAAAGUAUAACUUGUUUCAUAUUUCAUUCUGUCAUGAAUAUAGACCCAGAUGUUGUUAGUGACACCUGGCAUGUUACUGUCAUUUUUAUUUGUGUUUUGAAGAACACUGCUUGGUGUUUUCACGAGUUUUUGUAACUCAUUUGUAAGUCUUUCAUUGCUAACAUUGUUUUCUGUACCUCUUUUUAGUUAUAUGGUUUUAUCAUCUCCGAUCUCUUGAACCUAUUAGCAAACAUCUUCAUGACGGGACUAACAUGUACUCAUCAUUGUCUGAACAUUUCAAAUAUUUAUUAGAACUGAGUUGAGAAUUUCAAGUUACAGUAAUUUUAACACUUUUUUGAAAUCUUGUGUUUUUCAUUGACAAAUGGUAAAUUCUUGAGAUGGCACUGGCAGAGUUUCAAUACAUUUCUGCAACCUAACAAGAUAACGUUAUGGUGUUUGUGGUAUAUGCACAAAGUGUAAUCAUUAUGUCGUUGUAGGACAUUCUCCUAAAACAAUUGUCUGCUGAACUAAUACAGGUUGAAUAAUAUGGAGCAAAUCAUUCAACAAGAAACACUCUUUCAACGUCAUGUUGGACAGUUGAUACCUUUGUGCUGUCAAUGUAUUUGUCUUACUUAAAUAUCUUUAAAGGGGAAAACAGUUUAAAAGAGAACUAUUACUAUUUUAUCAUGUCAGGUAUGUCUGUUCUCGUGUGCAUGCCCUCCACAUUAAAGACUAUUUUUCUUUCUGCAAUGUGAUUGAUACACUCCCCAUGUUGUGACGUCACAGCAAUGGAAGUAUGUCACAAGCCUAUGUGACUGUAACACUGUUUAUGUAUAUGCUUUGUCUAUUUGCUGUACAGAAUGCCUGAAGCAUGUAGUAUACAAUGCAUUCCAAUAUCAGCUGAGCGAUCAUGGAAGAUUUACCUAGAACAUGUAUACCACAAUUUAUCAAGUCACUUUAAAACAACUUUGUCAACUGCUAAAAAGGGAAACAAAAGUAUGCUUCAUCAUACAAAUGCAACUGUUUGCUUGGGUGUAAGUGAAAGUUCUGGCCUUUAAUUAGUUUCCAUAUUUACCUCAAGCUUUGAACAUGCUUGAUAUAAGAUGUUAUUAGCAAAGACUCUAACUAAAAGCAGCAAACUUUGCAAAGUUAUUAAUCAUCAUUUGUGUUGGUGAUAGUAAGAGGCAAAUUAAUUUGAUUAUUUAUUUCAUGAAAUCCAGAACAGUGCUAAUUUUGAUGUACCAGUGGAUACCUUAAUCUUCCUUCCUGUUCGCCCUCGGCAAGCUUUAAGCAUAUGUAAACAAACACUUUGCUCUCAAUAUGGUCCUAUCCUCUUCAGGCCUUUACUCUUGUCUCAUCGAAGGAAGAAAUGUAGUCCUUUGUAGAAAUUAUUCUGAAUCUUUGGUCAUUUAACAUUUUGGGUUAUUAGCAUGCCUCUAAGAAUUUCAUGCAAGUCCAAAAAUUUUCUUAUGGUUAUUCCCUGUUAAAUUAUGAAUAACAAGGUCUUUGGUUGUGAGAAUGGUUUAUGGAAAGAUUGGAAGGCCUGAGGAGAAAAAAACCAGUUCCAGCACAACAUAUAUUCUUUUAGAUCUGUAGGAAGUAGGGGAGAUCACUCUGCAAUAUUUAUUGUCCCGUAUUCCUGUAAUUUACUGAUUAUUAUUGUAUGUUGACGUUAACUGUGUGAUUGCACCGAGACUGACAACAUCUGUGAGUAGGCAGGUAAGGGAGACAACUCUGUCCUCCAAACCUGAUAGGUGGUGCACUAUGUUGUGAAGGCAAUAAAGGGUGUCCUUGGUGAA